UGUAGCAUCAGCCUAAGUUUUGACUGGAAUGUGAAACAGAAGCUGGAUUGUGGAAAUCUAUGUUUUUCAUGUCUCUAUUAUAACCCAUUCUAUAGUUGAAUAAUUGAAGAACAUCCCCAUAAAAGUUUUUUUUCUUUUUUGUUGUUGUGUUCUGUUGUCCUUUUUUUUUUGAACCUUCUGCAUUGUUCUAUAUGAAAUAAUAGUCAUAAGAGUUCUAGAAAUGGAAGAAUCCUUAAUAAUUCUUCAAAAUUAGAUGCUCUGUGAAAGAUAAGGAAUGGGGCAGCCUGUGUCAUGGUCAUUUCUGUCUUUUCCAUAGAGUCUGGAGCCAUGAAUGUAUCAGGAGGAAACAGAGUGACUGAGUUCAUCCUUCUGAGCUUUCCUUGCCCUAGGGAAAUACAAAUCCUCCUCUUUGGGGUGUUCUCUCUGACCUAUGUCUUGACCCUCAUGGGGAACGGGUCAAUCAUCUGUGCAGUGAGGUUGGAUCAACACCUUCAUGUCCCCAUGUACAUCCUGCUGGCCAACUUCUCUUUCUUGGAAAUCUGCUACAUUAACACCACUGUUCCUAACAUGUUAGCUAACUUCCUCUCUGAGACCAAGACCAUUUCUUUCACUGCCUGUUUUCUCCAGUUCUACUUCUUCUUUUCUACAGGUGCCACAGAAACCUUCUUUCUAUCCCUCAUGGCUUUUGACAGGUACCUAGCCAUCUGUCAACCUUUGCACUACCCCACAAUCAUGACAGGACAUUUUUGCAUCAAGCUAAUAUUCCUCUGCUGGGUGAGUGGUUUCCUCUACUUUCCAGUCCCUAUUUGCUUCAUGACUCAAUUACCUUUCUGUGGUCCAAAUAUUAUUAAUCACUUUCUCUGUGACCCGGGACCCCUGUUGGCUCUGUCUUGUGCCCCUACCCCAGGGAUUGAACUUUCUUAUGCUAUCCUAAAUUGUCUCCUCAUCUUUGUAACCUUCCCUUUUAUCCUUGCAUCCUACACAUUAGUAUUCAGAGCUGUCUUGAAAAUUCCUUCAGCAACUGGCAGGAAGAAGGCCUUCUCCACUUGUGGCUCCCACGUGAUUGUGGUCUCCCUGUUCUAUGGGACCCUCAUGGUCAUGUACAUCAGCCCCAACUCUGGAAAUACCACUGGUUCACAAAAAAUUUUCACUUUAUUUUACUCAGUAGUGACUCCACUGGUGAAUCCCCUGAUCUACAGCCUGCGUAACAAGGAAAUGAAGACUGCUCUAAAAAAAUUCCAGAUGAGAAUAAAAACCAUCCAUGGAAGAUGA
Antechinus flavipes (yellow-footed antechinus) is the source of this 1272-nucleotide messenger RNA. RefSeq names its product olfactory receptor 11G2-like. The record is from RefSeq and is a predicted model, not a curated record. Bases 292 to 1272 code for a protein of 326 amino acids. Gene Ontology annotation, molecular function: olfactory receptor activity; G protein-coupled receptor activity. Gene Ontology annotation, cellular component: membrane. Gene Ontology annotation, biological process: G protein-coupled receptor signaling pathway. NCBI's taxonomy places the organism in Eukaryota, Metazoa, Chordata, Mammalia, Dasyuromorphia, Dasyuridae. The transcript has a single exon.